This is a messenger RNA of Penicillium bovifimosum, 213 nucleotides long. RefSeq lists its product as uncharacterized. The record is from RefSeq and is a predicted model, not a curated record. The coding region runs from base 1 to 213 and encodes 70 amino acids. The transcript is spliced from 2 exons. NCBI's taxonomy places the organism in Eukaryota, Fungi, Ascomycota, Eurotiomycetes, Eurotiales, Aspergillaceae.
AUGGAGGAUCCACAGGACCGAAGCGUCAAAGAUCCUAAGAAACAGACCGCAGCCCAGCGAGGCGCGGUGCCUGGCUUCUGGAUACCCACGUCGUCCGAGGAUUGGCAUCAACUCGUGUUAGCUGUUACGGUCAUGAGUCGGCUGGUCAAGAAAAAAAAACAAAAAGACGAUGGUUCAUUGGCCGCUGCCACUGUACUGCACACAGGGUAUUAA